This is a messenger RNA of Gastrolobium bilobum, 1296 nucleotides long. RefSeq names its product ethylene-responsive transcription factor ABR1-like. The transcript is spliced from 2 exons. The record is from RefSeq and is a predicted model, not a curated record. Gene Ontology annotation, molecular function: DNA-binding transcription factor activity; DNA binding. Bases 1 to 1296 code for a protein of 431 amino acids. NCBI's taxonomy places the organism in Eukaryota, Viridiplantae, Streptophyta, Magnoliopsida, Fabales, Fabaceae. Gene Ontology annotation, biological process: regulation of DNA-templated transcription; ethylene-activated signaling pathway.
AUGUGCUUGUUAAAGGUGGCGCACCAAAGAGGUUCAGGCGAGUUCGUCAGGUUCACGGCGGAACACGGCGGAGGCGAUGAGGAAGUGGAAGACACUUUUGGACAAGAUGAUGGGCCAUCACAGUCACUAGGAUUUAGUGAACCGGUGCAGCAAGGGGAGGUGGCAUCAAUGCCAGGGCAUGUGGUUUCAGGGCACACCAGGGCUAGAGAGAUGACGGCUGCGACGGUUUCGGCGCCGCCGCAUGUCUUAUCAUCUGGCUAUGGCCAGACCCACAGGGAGUGGGUCCAAAGAAGUGGUUUUCCUAUGAUGUCAGGUUUUAUGCAUGUCUCUUCUCCUCGUUUGUCUUCAUCCAGUUCUGGCUCUCUUUUGGGGUCUGGCUCUGGUUCUAGUUCAUGGGUUGGGCACAAAAGAGGGCGUGAAGAUGAAAGUGGUGUAGGUGGUUCAUCUCAGUUGAUACAAGAUGUGACUAGACUCUAUACAAACAUUGGUGACUUGGGACUACCAUCUCAAGGACAGUCAUCAUCAAUGAGAGAAGAAGCUACAACGAUUGGGACCACAACCGCCGCCGCCGCCGCCACGACGGCACCGUCGAGUGAAACUGCAUCAUAUGAAGAAACCGGCGAGAGGAGGAGAAGGUACAGAGGAGUGAGGCAGAGACCAUGGGGGAAAUGGGCAGCAGAGAUUCGUGAUCCUCACAAAGCGGCAAGAGUGUGGCUUGGAACAUUCGAAACUGCAGAAGCUGCAGCAAGAGCUUACGAUGAAGCUGCAUUGAGAUUCAGAGGUAACAGAGCAAAACUCAACUUCCCAGAAAACGUUACUGCAGCAAUGCGACCACCACCUGCUCACGAUUUUCCUAUCGCCAUUUCUGGUUCACCAUCAUUUAAUUUGUUGCCGGCACCUCCUCUUCCGCCGCCGUUGCAGCCACCGUUCAUGCAGAGACAACCUUUUCAGGGCUCCUCUGAUUUGAUGAGAGACUACUGGGAAUAUUCUCAGCUUCUGAAGAGCUCAGGUGACUUCCAUGGACUUGAACAAUGGUUCUAUGAUUCGCAAAUGGCAGCGAUUCAAUCUUCAUCUUCGUUGUUAUCACCAUCUUUGUCGUCUUCUUCAUCACCAACUGCAUUUUCUCCAUCCAGUCAAUUGUCCUCUGCUUCUUUUCCUCUGUCUUCUGGUCAGCAAGUGGGGUUUUUCCGGCCGCCGGGAGACCACUCUCGUGGCGGCGGUGACGGUGGUGGCGGGUCAAAUUUUCCACCUUCGACAUGGUCAGAUACCAGUGGCUAUCCUCCUCCCUCUGGUUGA